AUUGUGGGAGGGAUCGCAGAAACCGCGCGGUGCUUCUGCCGCUAUCAUAUUGAAGUCUUUUCGCAUAUGUCACACCCUAUGGUUGCGGUUGCGGGGCCCAGCGGCGUGAACCCACGCCGACGAAAGCUAGUCGACCAAGAUGUUCCUCCUGAAUUGCGCACGAAAAGGGCUAAACGAGCGCGUAUUGCUCGUCGCCAGCGCCAGCAGCGUAUUAUUGAAGAGGAGGAAGAGUACCAACAGCUUGUACUUUUCUGGAUAAGAGUCAUCCAGUACUUCAUCAAUAAAGCCGCAAGAGCAAAAGAAGCAACAGAAUCAGCCACAGCGUCAGGGUCCGGCCCAUCAUCAGGAUCUGGCCCAUCAUCAGGGUCCAGACCAUCAUCAGGACCUGCAGGAUCUGGCCCAUCAUCAGGGUCCGGCCCAUCAUCAGGGUCCGGCCCAUCAUCAGGGUCCAGUCCAUCAUCAGGACCUGCAGGAUCUGGCCCAUCAUCAGGGUCUGGCCCAUCAUCAGUGUCCGGCCCAUCAACAGGGUCCAGCCCAUCGUCAGGGUCCAGUCCAUCAGCGUCCGGCCCUUUGUCAGCAUCCGGCCCUUCGUCACCGUCCGGUACUUCGACAGUGACAUUGCAGCCAUCGGUGGCAUCACAGGCAUCACACAAUGAUCCAGACCACUGUGCAUUGGCGACAUUGGCCCCAUCAGCGGCGUCGGCACCAUUGGCGGCAGCAGCAGCUGAACAGCCCAAGACAUCAGAUGAGCCACCACUACCGCCAAUACCAACACAGCCACCAGCAACUCUGCCAGACACAGCACCAUUAGCUCCACUGUCGCCAGCAUCUGCACCCUCUACUGCAGUACCAAAUGAACAGAUCAUCAUCUCCGCAGUGCCGAAAUUGCCGUUUCUAGGUGAAGAUGCAGCCAGUGCUGAUGCGGUGUUAGCACAGGGAUCUGACGAAGACCUCAUUGUGGAAUAUAACGAUUCCAUACCAUUGUUCGAGAGCGAUACACAUGAUCCCUUCGUCGCCGUACCAGCACCGUUCGUAACGGCAACUCAUGGCAUUAACACAGAUGUACGUGAUCGUGGAUGAUUCAGAUUACACCUUCGAAUUGCCCUUCGAGUGUAUGGAACGUGAAAGGAAUUUCAUGGAAGAAAUCUACAUAUAAACUAUCCUCAUUCUCAGCUGAAUAUCUUACACCUUACGUGUUUUACUAUUAUCAAUUAUUCAUAAAUAUAAACAUUUUAUUGUCUAUCACAAUAUAGAAAUAGCGUCUUGUAUAACCUUUCAUGUAGUAGUGAGAAAUAAAGUACUUUCACCCCCUA
Molecule: messenger RNA, 1313 nt
Organism: Schistocerca gregaria
Lineage: Eukaryota; Metazoa; Arthropoda; Insecta; Orthoptera; Acrididae
Exons: 6
Coding region: 67-1080 (337 amino acids)
Source: RefSeq, a predicted model, not a curated record